AGUCGCAUGAUGGAUGCAGUAAGCGGCCAUUGUGCGUAAUGUUGUGGGGAAAAGACUAUUUGUAAACAACAAUAUGGGGUUAUCGGAGGAGGCUGACGAAAAUGUGGAAGAAAAAUUUGAAGAACUAUGUUUGGACCUUAACAUGGACAAAAAAUCAAAAGACGAAGCUUGGAAAAACUACCAGAAAAUAAAGAAAAACUAUUCAUUAGACGGUGACCAAAUUCACUGGCUGGCAUGUGCCCUGUAUGAAGCCUGUAGGCAGGCCAAAGUAGCCACAGUAGGUCGCGGAACUGUUGAAGGCAAUUGUGUGUCAUUGACAAGGCUACUGCGAUCUUCAAAGUUUAGUUUGAUACAGUUCUUCAACAAGAUGAAGAAAUGGGUGGAUAUGGCAAGUCUUCCGCAAGAAUUCAGAGAAAAAGUGGACAGGCUGGAGAGAAAUUUUGCUGUUUCGACUGUGAUAUUUAAAAAAUUUGAACCCAUAUUCUUAGAAAUUUUCAAAAGUCCAGUAGACGAUCCUCCCAGGCAACCAAGGAGUAGAAAGCAGCGAAAGUUGCCAUGCUCCUUGAAAGAUGUCUUUAAUUUUUGCUGGACCAUGUUUGUUCAAGUAAAAGGCAAUUUUCCUGCCAUCAGUGAUGACCUGGUGAAUUCCUACCACCUACUUCUGUGCAAUAUAGACUGGUUUUACACGAACGCACUCCUUGGUGGCAGGAAAGACCUGCUGAACCCAGACUUUUCAGGGUUACCAACAGGCUUUAGUUCCAAGGAUUGGAAGGCACCAGUAGAACCACCUUGUAUUAUAAAGCAUUUAUGUGAUAAACAUGAGGGGCUUGAAAUAGAAGCAAAAGUCAUCAAGGAACACUGGUGGAAACCACAUCUGAAGAAGUUGUUUGAUAAAAAGGUGUUGAAAGGCAAAAUAGACACAUAUUCAUCAGUGCUUGAUGUCGGCCAUUUUGACGCUAAUAAUGAGGCUAUAAAUGAGGCAUAUGAAGAAUAUCCCCUAAAACACAGCAGGAAAGCUGUGAAUAAUUCUUACGAGGAAUAUGUCCUGACUGUUGGUGAUUUCGAUGAGCGGAUAUUUCUGGACGAUGAUGCAGAGGAAGAGAUCGGCACGCCGGCAAAGUCACGAGAUGAUUUGACAGGGGAGUUAAAUGAGAGGAUGCAACAGCGAUCAUCGCUACAACAACAUGUGAGUCAGACGCGCUCGCUGGCCCCGUCUACGCCACUCACGGGGAGACGGUACCUGAAGGAGAAGGAUGUUACCAUCACGCCUGUUUCCAUGGCUACCCAGAGCGUGGGUCGACUGCAGCACCUGCUGACUGGAAGGAAGGUCGGGCCUAGUGAUGAACUCAAGGACCAGUUACAGGAGAGUGGAGGUGCCAGCUUGGUGGAAACCAUAGCAACACGGGUCAAGGAAAUGGGCGAGAUAUUCUGCAACCACUAUGUCCAGCCCACUGAGAACUAUCCUGGCAGCCAGCUUGACUUUGCCAAGCGCAGGCUGCACCUUGGAGAGAGCCUGUAUUACAAGACACUGGAGGACAUUGCUAAGUCGGAGAAAAGACUCAGGGGAAAUAUCUUGGGCCUUCUUGAGCAUGACCUUUUCCACCGAUCUCUGUUUGCCUGUUGCUUGGAAAUCGUCAUCUUCUCCUACAACUCACAAAGGAUGUUUCCAUGGAUUGUAGAGAUAUUUGAUCUCAGCCCCUAUGAUUUCUACAAGGUCGUGGAGCUCAUUGUGAGAGCGGAGGAAGGCCUUCCCAGGGAUGUCGUCAAGCACCUGAAUCACAUUGAGGAGAGCAUCCUGGAGUGUCAGGCGUGGCAGAGUGACUCGCCCCUGUGGGGUGCCAUCAAGGCCCAGACGCCCGACAGGGUUCCCCUCUCUAUGGAGGUGGCCCUUCCCUCGACAGGUGAUCAGGCCAACAAGAGCCUGCGCCGGAUAGUCCUUGACCGGUCCACACAUAAAGAUCCGUUGAUGUCCCCGACAGGCCCGUCGGCUGCAGACAGGUUCAGUUCCCCGUCCCCGGGAUCCGCCAAGCGACGCCUGUUCUCCACUGGCACAGGUUCAGGCACAGGUGCAAGCCUUGCUGAUGCUGUGAAUUCUGGAUUUGCGGACACGGUGAUCUACAGUAAGGCCGGUCAGAAGUUGAAGUCGUUCUCCAUCACCACCCAGAAACAGACCCACCAUGUGCUUUCUUUCCAGCAGGUCAUCACCCAUGAUGGCAAACAGGUUCUCAUACCCCAGGUGAUUACGUCCAACAUGGCUUCAUCUGACGCGGGCUCCAGCGGUGCUGGGACAGGAAGUGAGACCUCGAACACUGUGGUCCACACACCGGGACACCCCUCGCUGCAGAAUGGGGCUUCCCAGGCUGGGAACCCCCUGGAGGGGACAGCCGAGAAACAGCAGGACCAGAAAGGGAACCCUGCCAAUAAGCCCAUGAGAGGAGGAUCACUGGCGAUCUUCUUUAGAAAGGUGUACCAUCUUGCACACGUUCGACUGCGUGACCUAUGUGAGAGACUGGGCAUUGAGGAUGAUGAUCUUCACAAGAAGAUGUGGACGUGCCUGGAGUACGUGAUAGUCCACAACACGGAGCUCCUGCGAGACCGACACCUCGACCAGAUCAUCAUGUGUGCUGUCUACAUCAUUGCCAAGGUGACCAGCAAAUCUCAGUCCUUCCAAGACAUCAUGAAGUGUUACCGGAUGCAGCCCCAGGCCCAGAGCCACGUGUACCGGAGCGUCCUACUGACCGCGCGGGCUAGACAUGCGUCCGGUAGCAGUGAUGGCAGCAGGGAGGUCAGCGGGUCAUCGUCACCUGUCAACGGGGAAAAGGACGAGGGCAAAGACAAGAAGACAAUGCCGAUGCGUUCCUCAAGCACCCUGCCGGUGCCCCAUCCCAACAGUCAUCCUCCCACCCCCACACGACUUGUGGGCACAGAGUCCACCUUCGAGUUUGGGGAGGAGAGGGGAGAUCUCAUUCAGUUCUAUAAUCAGGUUUUUGUUGGGCAAAUCCGUAAAUAUGCUACACGCUUCUCAACCACAAAUCCAAAUGGGGAUAUUCCGCCCCUGUCUCCGCUGCCCCCCACUCGAUGCCACACAUCGUCUCCACGUAGGGUCUCUGAGCGACAUUCUCUCUACAUCUCCCCACACAACUUCCCCCAGACGAGAUACAUCCCUGAUCAGAAAAUGCUCUACUGCUUUGACAAGAGCCCCGCAAAGAAUCUGCAAGCAAUCAACAACAUGAUUCGUCUCAAGAGUGAGGGAACACUGGGGUUCAAACGUUCGCUGCAGAUGACUGAGGAGGAUGACGCGGGCGGGGUGUCGUCUCCCAAGCGUCCCAGUCUCAUGAAACGAUUGCAGGAUGUGUCCACCGACCGCCAGGGGCAGGUCUCCAAGGUUCUGGUCGUUAAGUAGGACUCGUAGAAUGUGGCAGUCGUAAAACAGGAAGAAUGAGUCAAGUUCUGGGAACAUGGGGCUUAAUGCAUGUGCAUAAAGUGUCGUCCCAGAUUAGCCUGUGCAGUUUGAACAGGCUAAUUGAGGAUGACAAUUUCCACUCUUAUGAUAAGAAGUCUCUAAAAAUCCAGUCUUGGCAGAUAGUGAUGGACAAAGCAUCAAUCAAUUAGUACUUGAAUAGAUAAAAGACAUUUUUGUUAUUUUGCACUUCAGGUAUUCAACUUUUCAUCUAAGGUAAUGUUUAUUAGACCAUUGUUUUUUGAAUCAAUAUUGUAAACCUGUUGUUUUUAAUGAGGAUGUUCAUUUGUCAUUCACUGUAAACAAGUUCAUCAAUCAGUCAUCUAGCAAUUAGCAUGUAAGUUUUAAGCACAUUUAAAAUUCGUGUGCACGGAAGUUUAAAAAUUAUUUAAGCCCACCUGAGCAUUCUAUGCUCAUGUUGAGCUACUGUGAUCACCCUAUGUCUAGCAUCUGUCAUAGAAUCAACAUCUUCAACCCUGUACCACUUAGAUACGUAUUUUUACGCAUGUGUAGUACCUAAGAAAAUUGAAUUAAAGACCUUUCUUAGAAUAUUCAAGUUUUAAGGUUUCAUUUCCAACCCUUAGAUACUGAGGAGCAGCAAACAGCAUAAAUCCUGAACAGACUGUGAGUUUCUUGCAGGCUGUUCUGGUUUUAUGCUGUUUGCACAUUUUCACUUUGCUACUAAUGGGGGAAAGGGUUCCGCUAAAUGCCAUUCAAGCGUCUCCAUGCUUGAUUUAAUAUUCAUGAAUCUAGUUCAGAUUGUUUAUCUUGACAAUAUCUAGACAGAGUUUGAAUGAGGGUCACAUGAGUUCAGUUAGAAAAUAGGUUACCAGGCCCAAUCUUAGAAAAACCUUGUUGAUAGGAAAGAGGCCUUAUAUUUUACUUAAUGUUGAUGAAACUUCAUAAGAAUGUUUAUCUUUAUAAAUAUGUAGACCGAUUCAGAAUCUAGGUCAUGUGUGUCAAAGAUAAAGGUCACCAGGUCAAAUCUUAGAAAAACCUUGUCACCACUCCAGAAGCCGCAUAUAUGACUUUCCCUUGAUGCAACUUGAUCAGAAUCAUAAUCCUGACAAUAUAUUAAGUUUGAAUCUGCCUCAUGUCAGAUAUCUAUGUCAACAGGUCAAAUCUAAGAAAUUUAGAUUACCAGACAAGAAGCUUCAUUUAUGACUCUUUUGAAAAUGUGUCAGAAUGUCUAGUAGGACAGUAUAGCAUAGGUGGUUCUUGAUCGUCAAGUGGGAUGUAAAAUCAUCAUUUGGUCAAGUCUGAGACAAGUGGUGUACCUUGAACUCGGGGUGAAUGCGUCAGGGCCAUCAUGGCCUUUUUAUUUUGUUACUGUUUUGUAUAAUUUAGUACAAAAUGUAUAAUUGUUUAUAUGGUUAUUUCAAAUGGCCUGGUGCCAGGAUUUUUGUAUAUUUUGCAACCUUUGAGCAUGUGUUAAAACUCUUUAGAAGCUAUGAUUCAAAUGACCUUUGUUAAUAGAUUGUGUUUAAAAUCAGUUGGUUCAAAUGCAAGUGCAAAAUUGAUGCUCAGAAUUGGAAAUCUGAAAAGUUUUUACACCAUUUAAAACUAAUAUAUAUGCAUCAAUUCUCAUGAGUCUAAUUGUAAGUUUAUUUGAGUGAACAGUUUUACAUCCAACCCUUAUUAUAACAAAGGCUGUUGUGCGUUCACUGCUUUAUUAUGCUAUCAAAUGCAUUCUAUUAUAUUGCACACUGUAUUUCACUUCUAUAAUUUCAUACCAUCAUAUUUUAGCCCAGCAUAAAAACAGCUGCUAUUUGUUUGAUGAUGUUGUUAAUUAUACAAUUUACAAUGAAAAAUAUCUAAUAGGCAUAGCUUUAAUAGUUAUAUGAAAAUUGAAUUUCAGACUAUUGGGAAAAGUAAUUGUUAGAUAAUUAUUUGCGAGUAUUUUGUCUUUCGUGAUGAGGGAAAUUUAUUUAAAAGAUUAUGUUUUUGAAAAUAUAACCUGAUUUUAAACUUGACUGCACAGAAUUUAUAUUGUGUGUUGUAUAUAAAAUAUUGGAAGUGUUAGGUAUUGCCAUGGCAACAGAUAGGUCUUGUUACUACUACCACACAUUAGAAAAGACCUACAAAAUAAUACUAUUAGUUCCGGUUUGAUUUACAGUUAAUAACAAGAGUAACGUUAUUUAUAAAUAAAUUUGCUGCUCUGUUGCUCUCAUGAUUGUAUUUGUAAAUAAGAGAUGCGUUUUAUAAGUGAAUAUUUUAGAUCUAUGUUAAGAUGUAAAUGAUCAGCAAAUUUUUAUUACCUUUUGUACAUUUACUUUAUGAUCCUUAAUUUUAUCAUGUUUUGUACAUAUUCAUAUAUAUGGACCUGUUAUCAUGUGUAAGUCAAAGUAGGGUACAAAAGAUGGAAUGAAUUAAGAGCCGCUUCAUGGGACAUGGGUCUUGUGUCUAAUACUGCCAGCGUUGCUCCAGCUCAGCCUGCGCUUUUGCCCAGUCUGGUCAGGAUCUACCCUUUGAGUUCUAGUCAGGCAUGGUUUCCUGGUCUCAUUAGCUGAUUUGGAGCUAUGCUGGCCGCAUUUUGCCUUGGACCAAUUUUCUCAUGAUUGGGCUCAUAACAGGCUCGUAAUUUUAUAUUGUAUGUCAAUGUAUUUGAAAUCAAAUAUUGAAAGAUGGAAUAACAUUCAAUAAAAUUAUUUCAUGUA
Dreissena polymorpha is the source of this 6117-nucleotide messenger RNA. Its product is annotated as retinoblastoma-like protein 1. Gene Ontology annotation, biological process: regulation of transcription by RNA polymerase II; negative regulation of G1/S transition of mitotic cell cycle; cell differentiation. Lineage: Eukaryota; Metazoa; Mollusca; Bivalvia; Myida; Dreissenidae. The coding region runs from base 74 to 3403 and encodes 1109 amino acids. Gene Ontology annotation, molecular function: RNA polymerase II transcription regulatory region sequence-specific DNA binding. The transcript has 24 exons. The record is from RefSeq and is a predicted model, not a curated record. Gene Ontology annotation, cellular component: chromatin; nucleus; transcription regulator complex.